This is a messenger RNA of Sabethes cyaneus, 1629 nucleotides long. Its product is annotated as cytosol aminopeptidase-like. NCBI's taxonomy places the organism in Eukaryota, Metazoa, Arthropoda, Insecta, Diptera, Culicidae. The transcript is spliced from 2 exons. Gene Ontology annotation, molecular function: manganese ion binding; metalloaminopeptidase activity. Gene Ontology annotation, cellular component: cytoplasm. The coding region runs from base 1 to 1629 and encodes 542 amino acids. The record is from RefSeq and is a predicted model, not a curated record. Gene Ontology annotation, biological process: proteolysis.
AUGUCACCUUGGCGAAGCUUAGUGAAACCGAUCGUCCCAAGAACCAUUGGUGCAAUUUUUAGACGAAAUUUUUCGCAAGCCAUUAAGGGAACGGAAAAAUGUGCCAGCCCACCUUCAAAGGGUCUGGUACUCGGUAUCUACGUAGACGAGGAUGAUGUCUUCGAUUCGGGAACGCUAACACCAGCUGCGGCUAGAUAUAAUGAGGCCCUAACAAACGGUCGCCUGCUCGAGCUGAUCCAUCUAGCCGGACCGAUACCGAAACGCGGAGAGGUACGAAUUUUCUAUGAUCUUGAACCGACGUUUAAAGCGGUUGCUGUUUGCGGACUUGGUAGCGAUUGCCUUGGUUACGAGUCGUCGGAAAAGCUAGAUGAGUCCAAGGAAGCGAUUCGAGUUGCAACAGCUAGCGGAUGCCGCGAGUUGCAGCGCUUGGAGACCAACUUCAUCUACGUGGAAGACAUGGGACACGCAGAAUCGGCAGCAGAGGGAGCACACAUGGGUAUCUGGAUAAAUCAAGAGUUAAAGAAAAUCGAGAAGCGAAUGUUUGUUCCACACUGUCAGCUGCAUAUCGACCGUGCGCUUCCAUGUGAUUCCGAUGGUUGGCGAAUCGGUGCAAUCAAGGCGGAAGCACAGAAUUUAGCAAGGCAGCUGCAGGAAAUGCCCCCGAACUUAAUGACCCCGACAACGUUUGCGCAAAACGUGGUGCAGAUCUUGGCCAACUCUGGAGUGAAUGUGGAAGUAAAGGUACGCAGUUGGGCCGAAGCUCAAGGUAUGAGUUCAUUUUUGGCUGUCGCCAAAGGGUCUUGUGAACCACCGAUAUUUUUGGAACUAAGCUAUUAUGGCGCCGGUAGCAAGGAACGACCAAUAGUGUUAGUCGGUCAAGGAAAUACAUUCGACAGUGGUGGUCUAUGCAUUAAGACCUGUAAAGGACAGCAAAUGAUGCGAGGUGAUAUGUCGGGAGCGGCGUGUGUAGUUGCUGCCUGUCGAGCGAUAGCAUCUAUGAAGUUACCGGUAAAUAUCCGUGGCUUGAUUCCACUUUGCGAGCAUAUGAUUGGUUGUAACGCAAUAAAGCCCGGAGAUGUGAUAUCCGUGAAGAAUGGUAAAAACAUUGAGGUUGUAGACGUAGAUCGUGAAGGCCCUCUGGUUUUGAUUGAUGCGCUACUCUACGCUGAAACGUUCGGACCUAAAUAUAUCAUAGAUGUCUCAACAACUUCCGAGUCUGUACUUGACUCUUUCGGUAAAGUUUGCAGUGCUGUAUUCACCAAUUCGGAAGCGCUUUGGCAACGCAUCAAGAGCGCUGGCGUCCACACAGGCGAUCGUGUGUGGCGCCUUCCGUUGUGGGAUUAUUUUACUGAACAAAUUCGCUCGGUGGAACACGUGGAUGUACAGAAUGUCGGACGAUGCGUGGGUGGCGAACCCUGCUGUCAGGCAGCAUUUUUACGCGAGUUUUUACCAUGCGGCCAGUGGAUGCACGUUGAUGCCAACAACGUAAUGACAACGUUGGGAGUUGACUAUCCCUAUCUUCGGCACGGGAUGGCCGGAAGGCCAACUAGAACAUUGAUCGAGUUUAUCGCCCAGAGCAUUUGCAAGGAAUCGGAUAUUUGUGUGCAACGAACGCAGGAAAAGCCCUAA